AUGGGGCGCAUCAACAUAGAUAUGAUCCGCAAGAGGGCGGAGCAUAACGAGGGCAUGGUCUCGACGCUGCAGGAGGUCGCGCUCCACCAGCAGAACAUCGAGAAGAUCGAGGUCCUCGGCCACCUCUGCCGCGACCUGCGCAUCGUGUACCUGCAGAACAACCUGAUCAGCAAGAUCGAGAACCUCCACCGCCUCAAGGAGCUCACGUACCUCAACCUGGCCCUCAACAACAUCACGAAGAUUGAAAACCUCCAGCGCUGCGAGUCCCUGCAGAAGCUCGACCUCACGAUCAACUUCAUCCCCAAGCAGGGCCUCCUCUCCCUCCGCUCCCUCGCCCCCUGCUACCACCUCACUGAGCUCUUCCUGAUCGGCAACCCCUGCGCGGACUGGGACGCGUACCGCGCGUACGUCGUGGCGACGCUCCCGGGCCUGAAGCGGCUCGACGGCAAGGACGUCACGCCCUCGGAGCGCAUCGCCGCGCAGCAGGUCCUCCCGGCGCUCGAGACGCGCCUGCGCGACGAGUGCCGCGCGGACGGCAUCGACCCCGAGGAGUGGCUGCGCGUGGACAACCAGGGCCCGGAGGACGACGAGGAGGUCGCGGAGACGGGCGUGCUCGGCGAGGACGGGCAGAUGAAGCGGCCGUGGUGCCCCGCGACGCGCGUCCUCGAGCACCGCGAGAUGGAGGCCAAGGAGCGCGCCGCGGAGGAGCAGCGGCGGAAGGAGCAGGAGAAGAUGGUGGGCGGGGACGGCGCGGUGCGGAAGGCGCCGCGCCGGGAGGGCUUCGAGGAGCUCCCGGAGGGCGGCGUGGAGUCGGGGAAGGUGUUUAUGAAGAACGAGGGGAAGUGGCCGUUCUCGGUGUGCGAGAGCGAGGACGGCGGGUCGAUCGUGCUGUCGCUGGGCGUGGGGCGGUACCUGGACACGUCGCUGAUCCAGGCGGACGUGCAGCCGCGGGUGGUGCGGCUGCUGGUCAAGGGGCGGCUGUUCCAGUACGUGUUGCCGGACGAGGUGUUGAGCGACCAGGCGAUUGCGCAGCGGUCGCAGACGACGGGCGAGCUGGUCGUGACGAUGCCCAAGGCGGACCCGACGAAGGGCGCGCACCCGAUGUUCGGGAAGCGGAGCGCGUUCGCCGGGCCGGUGAAGAACAAGCCUGCCGAGGUGGCGAAGGCGGGGAGGGCCGCGGAGGGGAAGGAGAACAGCGGGGGCGGCGCGGUGGACGUGCGGGGCAUCGUGCGGAAGGACGAGGGCGAGGCGCCGGUGAUUCGGGAGGUGCGGAAGGCGGCGGUGGUGGCGUGCGAGGACGACGACGACGACGACGACUACGUGCCGCCGCUGUCGUGA
Pedinophyceae sp. YPF-701 is the source of this 1338-nucleotide messenger RNA. NCBI's taxonomy places the organism in Eukaryota, Viridiplantae, Chlorophyta, Pedinophyceae. The record is from the annotation of a GenBank genome assembly.